Cladophialophora psammophila CBS 110553 is the source of this 906-nucleotide messenger RNA. RefSeq lists its product as uncharacterized. The record is from RefSeq and is a predicted model, not a curated record. NCBI's taxonomy places the organism in Eukaryota, Fungi, Ascomycota, Eurotiomycetes, Chaetothyriales, Herpotrichiellaceae. The coding region runs from base 1 to 906 and encodes 301 amino acids. The transcript is spliced from 2 exons.
AUGGGCUGGUCCUCUCCCGAUAGCUGGGCUACCAGGCUCUUGUCUGGCGACCCCGUUGCCAUCUUCAUCGCAUUCUUGGUCGCGAUAACCCUCCCACUACUUGUCCACCUGUACCUAUACACCCAUGCUGCCCGUGCCAAAGUCGUUCCGACUUUCCUUCUUCUUGGGCCUAGCGGUGCAGGCAAGACCUCCCUCGUCUCUCUACUACAAAGGCGAUCCCUCAAUCUCGAAGACCCCCAGGCAGAGGCUGUCCUCACCCGCGUUUCUCAGGUCUCCUCCCCCGCCAGCUUACUACUUCCGCCCUCGAUCCCCCUAGGUUCCAAUAAGUACCGUUCCGAUAACGAUGUCGCCCUGAAAGACAAGCAACCAACUCCAUACGUAAUGAUCGAUACCCCUGGCCAUGGGAAAUUGAGGUCGGAUCAAGCGUUGUCACAAAUUCAGAACCCCGCCCUCCGCGGGGUCAUAUUCGUGGUGGACUCCAGUGUGCUGGACGCCAGCGACUCGUCCGCCUCUCGCGACACCGCUGUUUAUCUUCAUGAUACACUGCUAUCCUUGCAGAGACGAAAACCUCGCGGCAAGACCAAGACCGAGAUACCUGUCCUCAUCGCAGCGAACAAGCAGGACCUAUUCACCGCUUUACCGACAGGUGCAGUCAAGGAGCGCCUACAAGCUGAGAUUGAAAGAGUGCGCAUGUCGAGGAGCAAGGGACUGGGUACCGUAGGUCAAAACAGCGAUGCUGAUCCCGAAGAAGACAUCUUAGGAGGCGGCCGCGAAGGCAAGUUCAGCUUCGAGUUGAUGGCAGAAGAGUAUGAUAUCAAAAUCGAUGUGCUAGGGGGAGCAGUCCGAGGCGAAGAAGCGGGCAAGGGAGUGAGGAGGUGGGAGGAGUGGAUAGGCUCUUGUCUAUAA